AAGUUGGUAUUAGGGCACACGCUCCAAUUCCUCUCUUCUCGUCUCGACGACGCCAUGGGAUAUCCCGGAGCAGAAUGCGAGUAUGAAAGCCUUCGAAAGGCCCGAAUUUCAGAGAACAAGGCUAGAAUGGCCUCUCUUAAACUAAAUCGCUGUGCCGAUGAGCUUCGCUCCGCGGUUUCUUCUCCAAAAUCGAGUAAAACAAGCACCAAAAGUCCAGCCAAGGAGAAAGUUAAGGGCUUGGGUUCUGGUUCCCUUCGGCGCUCUGAUCGAUUGAGAGGGAAGCCUGCAAACUUAGAUCUACCAUCGGAAGCUGAUUUUUCAGUGGCAGCACCAAGAAGAAAGUUGGCAACGCCGGCAUGGAGGAAAAUGGGGUUGGGAAGCCGUGGAGGUGGUGCGCGGGGAAGCGUCUAUGAUUCUGUGCUGGGGAUUUGCUGCCAUUUCUGCAGACAAAAAAAAUUGUGUGGUGAAGAAGAUUGCAAGAGAUGUAGUACUGGGAAUAUCAACCAACCUUGCAUUGGCAAAACGGAAUGUUCUGUGUGCCAUUCUUCUAAUGGAAUCUUGUGUCGUGCUUGUCUCAUGAUUAGAUAUGGUGAAGAAACUACUUUAUUGAACACCUGAAAAUCAGCUUCUUAAACACCACCACUAUGAAAGAAUAAGUCCACUCAAAUGUUCAUU
This is a messenger RNA of Phalaenopsis equestris, 675 nucleotides long. RefSeq lists its product as uncharacterized. The coding region runs from base 55 to 618 and encodes 187 amino acids. The record is from RefSeq and is a predicted model, not a curated record. Gene Ontology annotation, cellular component: nucleus. NCBI's taxonomy places the organism in Eukaryota, Viridiplantae, Streptophyta, Magnoliopsida, Asparagales, Orchidaceae. The transcript is spliced from 6 exons. Gene Ontology annotation, biological process: regulation of DNA-templated transcription.